Hemicordylus capensis (graceful crag lizard) is the source of this 5845-nucleotide messenger RNA. RefSeq names its product activin A receptor type 1C (gene ACVR1C). Gene Ontology annotation, biological process: activin receptor signaling pathway; nervous system development; cellular response to growth factor stimulus. Lineage: Eukaryota; Metazoa; Chordata; Lepidosauria; Squamata; Cordylidae. Gene Ontology annotation, cellular component: plasma membrane; activin receptor complex. Gene Ontology annotation, molecular function: activin receptor activity, type I; ATP binding. Bases 52 to 1539 code for a protein of 495 amino acids. The transcript is spliced from 9 exons. The record is from RefSeq and is a predicted model, not a curated record.
CGUUGCCUGCCGCGCACUUUCCUCUUGCGAGCGCCUCUCCCAUGUGCUGCCAUGCGGCGAGCGCUCCGCUCCGGGCUGCGCGCGGCUGCCCUUGUCCUGGCAGCCUGCGCCUCUCUCUGCACAGGUUUAACAUGCAUGUGCCAACUGUGUGAGAAAACAAACUUCACUUGUGAAACUGAGGGAGCAUGUUGGGCGUCUGUCAUGCUAACAAAUGGUAAACAAGAGGUAAUAAAGUCAUGUUUAUCCCUUCUGCAACUGAAGGCACAAAUCUUCUGCCACAGUUCUAAGAACAUAACCAGGACGGAAUGCUGCUAUACAGAUUUCUGCAAUAAUGUCACCAUUUACCUGCCCACAGGUACAGACCCUUCAAGCAAACCAAAGCCGUGGCCUGUGGAGCUGACAGUGAUCAUAAUUGUACCAGUAUGUGUCUUGUCUAUCGCUUUAAUGCUGACUGUGUACACUUGUCAAGGCCACCACUGCAAAAUCAUAAAGAAGAAAAGGGCAAAUAUUGAAGAACCUCUCUCUGAAUGCAACCUAGUGAACCCAGGAAAAACACUCAGAGAUCUGAUUUUUGAUAUGACAACAUCGGGUUCUGGAUCUGGUUUACCUUUACUCGUCCAAAGAACAAUUGCAAGGACUAUUGUUCUUCAGGACAUCAUCGGAAAAGGUCGAUUUGGUGAAGUCUGGCGUGGAAAAUGGUGCGGGGAGGAUGUAGCUGUGAAGAUAUUUUCCUCAAGAGAUGAAAGGUCUUGGUUUCGUGAAGCAGAAAUCUAUCAGACAAUAAUGCUGAGGCAUGAAAAUAUCUUGGGUUUUAUUGCUGCUGAUAACAAGGAUAAUGGAACCUGGACUCAGCUGUGGCUUGUAUCCGAAUACCAUGAACAAGGAUCUUUGUAUGACUACUUAAACAGCAACAUGGUGACUGUUGAUGGGAUGAUUAAAUUGGCCCUUUCGAUUGCAAGUGGCGUAGCACACCUUCACAUGGAGAUUGUUGGUACACAAGGCAAGCCAGCCAUUUCACAUAGAGACCUGAAAUCGAAAAAUAUUUUAGUCAAAAGGAAUGAAACCUGUGCCAUUGCUGACUUGGGACUGGCUGUGAAACAUGACUCUGUAUUAAACACAAUCGACAUACCUCAGAAUCCUAGAGUGGGAACAAAGAGGUACAUGGCUCCAGAAAUACUUGAUGACACCAUGAACAUAAAUAUAUUUGAGUCCUUCAAACAUGCAGAUAUCUACUCCCUUGGUCUGGUAUACUGGGAGAUUUCCCGAAGAUGCUCAGUUGGAGGAAUGGUAGAAGAAUACCAGUUACCUUAUUAUGAUGCUGUGCCUUCUGACCCCUCAAUAGAAGAUAUGAAAAAGGUAGUGUGUGAGCAAAAACUUAGGCCAAAUAUUCCAAACCAGUGGCAAAGCUGUGAGGUACUCAGAGUAAUGGGCCGAAUAAUGCGUGAGUGCUGGUACGCCAACGGGGCAGCUCGACUGACAGCUCUUCGCAUUAAGAAGACCAUUUCUCAACUCUGUGUACAAGACAAUUCCAAAGCUUAAGUUUGCACAUCCCACUGGAAUAGAGAAGGAAGGGAAUCAUUGGUGUUUCUUUUCGUUUUUGCGUUACUUUGAUUUUCCUCUACCUCACAUGGCACAGAGUACAGUAUUGAAGAGCCCCAACCAGAGCACUGGAAGGUACCUUCAUUGGUUGUUCAAAGUUAGAAUUAAUUUUUGGUUGAUGCAUUAUGGUCAGCCUACCUUGACUUCUAAAUGAAAGUGAUUUUUUUUUUAGGGAUGUGCGACAUGAUGGACAAAAGUGUUCCAUGUGUUAACAUGACCCCCCCCAACCCCUGCCACCCCAGUAUAUGAACCUCAAUGAAGAUAUGAAGCUGCGUUAUACUGAACCAGGUCAGGUCUUCCUAGGUCAGGGCUCCUCAGCUUCAGCCCUCCUGCAGAUGUUGGCCUACAGCUCGCAUAACCCCCGGCUAUUGGCCACUGUGACUGGGAUUAUGGGAGCUGUAGUCCAAAAACAGCUGGGGGACUGAGCAGGCCUGAUCUAGGUCAAUAUUGUCUACAGUGACUGGCAGUGAUCCUCUAGGGUUUCAGAUGGGGUCCUUCCCAGCCCCACUUGAAGAUCCCAGGGAUAGUACUUGGGACCUUCUGCUUUUAAACCAGGUGCUCUGCUACUGAGCUACUAUUCCACUACCCAAAACCCCAGGGAGCAUCUGAGGACUGAAUAUCACAUGCAAGGGUCAUGUCAUCAAGGCAGAGCACUUUUGUAGUCUGCAAUCAUGGCAUCCCAGCAACUGAAGAAACAGUAUUAAGAUUCAUUGUUGUUCAUAAGGUUUGUAUUAUAUUUGAAACCUGAAUGUACUAAGUGUAUCUUUUGCUUACCUGAUCCACACACAUUUUAUCCCUUCUGUGAAUGUUAUGAGAAGCAUAGCUUUCUUGUUAAUCUACAGAUUUUGUAUACUUUAUGAGGCUUCUCAAGAUAUUAGGCCUGGAACAUCCUUCUAGGAUCUCAAAUAGGCCAGAGGCCUGUAUUUCAAAAUCUCCAAGGGAUUUUGAGCCUUAAUGACUUAUCCUACAGGUAUGUCGAGCUUCCUGUGUUCCCUCUGACCUGCUGAAGGCUGCUGAUGGUGAAACCCUCAAUGGCACUGGUGCAACACAGAGAGCAGGCACCCCUUCUGGCCAAAUUUAGAAUGCAUUAAGUUUGUGUAUUCUAAACUGAGAAUUAGUAGCCUUUUAUGGCAGUAGAAAAAGUGCACAAAGGGAAGCAGCCAGACUGUUAGCCUCCCAGCAGAAGAGAAACAGACCAAAUCAACCAAGGUGUUUGAAGAAUUUCCCAAAGAAUCUUGUAGAAUAGCUGCUGCAAUGUGUAUAUCAUUUUGUUUUUGUCUCAUCUUUAUUAUCCAGAUAAGAGAGAGAGAUAAAACUGAACAUAUAUACUGUGAAACUAAACUUUUUAUUCUAUUGUUUGUUGCCUUAAAGGCAGCCAUUUAUUUAAUGCUUCAGGUGCAACUUUAUAGUUGAAUGUUGGAAACUGCGUUUGUUACAUAUCUUUUGCUUUCAGACUUUGUUCUCUGAACUAAUUGUUCCAAAAUCUUAGCUAAGGACCAGUAUUAGUAGGAUGAAAAUGGAUAGUAUGCUGGGUAGUGCCAAGAGGUAUAAUGGGGCAAUAUACUAUGUAUAAUAAUCAUAGAAUUGGAGGCGGUCUUGUAGGCCCUCUAGUGGAACCCUUUGAAAAUCAAAUUCUUAUACACAGUGGCUGACAUUCUGCGCAGUGAGACACGAGUGGUACAGACCCUGCUGGGCUGCUAUUCUGUUUGCAAUGCUGUGCCCAUUAUUUCCAGCAAUCAUUGUGUCAUGCAACUGGGAUUGUACAAUUUUAAACAGCAGCACACCAGACUUGUCUUGCAACACUUCAGACAUUAUUUUAGAUGUGGGAGUGUAUGUAGUGUCCAUGUUUUGCUGUGUGUAAUGUCAGCCAUUAUUUUUUACAUUUCUAUUAUACCUUUUCCCAGGAUGGUGUGUAUGGUUCUCCCCACUCCCCCCAGUAUCCUCACAACAACUCUGUGAAAUAUAUUAGGCUGAGAUAUAGUGAUACGAGAUAUAGUGACCAGCCUAGAAUCAUCCAGUGAGCUUCAUGGCUGAGUGAACCUAGGUAUGCCUGCUCCUGGCUUGACAUAUUCACCACUCCACCGCAUUGGCUCUCUUAUUUGACUGAGGAAAAGCCAAUUAUUUGAAACAAUAAGCCUGGAGUGUUGUUGUUUUUUAAGAGAAGAGAAGAAUGUGCAGUUUUAUGCAGGAUUGCAUUGAUUCAAAUAGAAAGGGGUGGAAGGAAAGAAGUGGUGUCUGAUCAUCACAGAUGGCAGGUAGCCAAAAUGAUCUGCCAAAUGUUCCUUCCAUGAGAAUGAUUUUCUGUGUUGAAAGACUGCUAUCAUUAGAAAAUCCUUGUCUCUCAGGUUGUUAACAGCAGAACAACAGGGACAUCAUCAGUAGUAGUAUUCAAAUUUAGUUUGGGAUCUGGGGGAAAACACCCUUAAAAGAACAGUGGUUAAGAAAUGGUGAAAUAGUUUAUUUAACUGCAAAUAAACAUCUUGAGGUUUACUUUUUAAAGCAAUCAUAAGUCUUUACACCUCUUCUGAGCUGGAGUUCUAAAGUAUGGUUGACAAUGAGAGGAUGAUUUUCAAUUAGAUUUUCAUAUGCUAGCCCUUUUGAAAUGAAUAAAUAUAAUUUGUGCCAGUAGAACAGUAAAAAGAUGGAUCUUGGGGUUGCUGGUUGUCUCAUGACAUCACUGUUGCCUCACAAUGAUUGAUUCCAACUCAGACUAGUUUUUCCACCAUAGCGCUGCCAAACCCAUCUUACAGUACCAGCAGAGCAUGUACACUGGCUUGUGAUUUUGGUGCAGCAGAUGAUGGCAUUAUGUUGGUAGGAGGUUUAUUGUAGCCCAGAGCUGCACAACUUUGGCCCUCAAACUGUUGUUGGACUACAACUCCCAUCAUCCCUAGCCACAUUGGCCAAUAGUCAUAUAUGACCCAUCUUUAUUGUGUGAGUUGACAUCUGAUGAUAUCUGUGAGUUGACAUCUGAUGGUAAUUAAUGGAGCAUUCAUACAUGCAAACCAUCAUUUGCAACAUUCAUACAUGCAACCAUCAUUUACAACCGUCAGUGAAUGGUCAUCAUGCAUGUGUGAAUGAGCCCAUUUGGUGGUUGUGUCAGUCACAGGACUGGUCUUUAAAUUUGCGUCUUGCAUUUUUGUGGAUCAGACACUCGCUCUCCCACCACUCAUUUGCCAUAUGCUUAUGCUGCCUUGGCAUUUUAAUGCUUUCUGCUAGUGCAAAAAUACCAGGCAGAAAAAGAUGCCUAGUAAGUGGGGAUCUUGCACCUAUUCCCUGUUCUUUAGGUCAGGGUUUCUCAACAUGUGGGUCCCCGAUGUUAUUGGCCUUCAACUCCCAUAAUCCCUAGUCCCAGUGGCCUUUGGCUGGGAAUUAUGGGAGUUGAAGUCCAAUUACAUCUGGGGACCCACAUGUUGAGAAUCGCUGCUUUAGGUAUUGCUGGUAUAGUUUUGAAAUCUGGUUUUAUGAAGUACCAUGUCUAUUUCUUGUGCCAUUCUGUGUCAUUCUAAUGUGAAUAAUGAGUUGCCUUGCAGAAAACAUCUUUAACUGGAUGCUGCCACAAGCUGCAUAUUUGUGUUUUGAAAUACUGUAUUAAGGAUAAGCCUGUGCCAUGACGUCCUUAUAUGUAUGAUGCUUUUUGGAAGAAAUACAUCCAUUUAAGUUUUAAAAGGCACCACAAAUGUAUGGUUCUACCAGGAGAUAAAAUUUAAAAGGUAGAAAAUAUUUCUACAGAAUAAGAUGGAAGUGCAAUAAAUUGAAUCCAAAGGAUCUGAAUGUAUUAUCUAUGCAUUAGAUGCAUAGUCUACGUUUUGAAGAAAGCAUAGCUCUUAGAGUUCAAGUGAUGCUAAAAGGUAGGGCAGAGCUCCAUUCUGGAUGGGGAUUGGGUAGUGUUUCUAUCCGCAAAUCUCCAUAAGAGUUGUGCAUUUGAUAGAAAUAGGAAUAUUUUUAAUCUAAGGCAACUUUAAGCUUCAAAGUUAGUUAUGGAAUUGAGUAAGUCUUCAUACUGUACAUGGUUUAACCUCCUCAUGUAUACUGUAACAAGUAAAAAUAUUUAUUUUUUUAAACAUUGCUUAAUAUUGCUGCUGCUUCUGGUUGUAAAUAAUGUGUUUGAAUGUUGUAUUUUUGUAUAUCUACUUUUUUCUGAAAGUGUAUUUUUGUAAAGCAGCCAUUUUGCUGUAUUAAGCCCUCUUUGCCAUUGUUUCUGUGAAGCAUAACCUCUUUUAAAUAAUAAAAAACAAGAUGUCUAGGA